Labeo rohita (rohu) is the source of this 1832-nucleotide messenger RNA. RefSeq names its product E3 ubiquitin/ISG15 ligase TRIM25-like. The transcript is spliced from 8 exons. Gene Ontology annotation, molecular function: zinc ion binding. Lineage: Eukaryota; Metazoa; Chordata; Actinopteri; Cypriniformes; Cyprinidae. The coding region runs from base 215 to 1402 and encodes 395 amino acids. The record is from RefSeq and is a predicted model, not a curated record.
GCAGGCACAAAGAUCUGUUCUAUUUCCAUUGCUCAUUUGAGUCUUAUUAUAUUCAGUAAUGCGGUUGACAGUGGAAUGACUGGUACUGGACGAUGAUUCAAAACCACCACCUGUGCAAUGCCAGCCAAGUUUCAUGUUUGCAUAGGAGCCACUCCCAUUCUGAUUUCAAAAGUUAUUCUAAAGUGAAUCUUCCACUGGAUUUGAAAGCACCAUAAUGGCAGAAUUUGUCUUUGAUGCUCAAAAUCCUUUAAAUUGUCCAAUCUGUCUGAAUCUGCUUAAGGACCCCGUGACUACAUCUUGUGGGCACAAUUUCUGUAUAAUGUGUAUAAAGAGGUGCUGGGAUGAGGAUGCUUCUAUGAGGCGAGCCUACAGCUGCCCUACAUGCAGGACGAUAUUCAAUCAAAGACCAGAUCUCAGCAGAAACACUGUCCUGGCUGAAAUUGUAGAUGGAAUGAAACGAGAAGUUCCAGCUGGUCUUGGAGAUGUUAAGUGUGAUGUUUGUAAAGGAAGAAAACUGAAAGCCAUCAAGUCUUGUUUGUUUUGUAUGGCUUCAUACUGCCAAACUCACAUUCAGCCUCAUUACGAGUCAGAAGCUUUCAAAAAGCACAAGCUGGUGAACACUUCCUCAAAUCUACAGCAGCAGAUCUGCCCUCAACAUCAUAAAGCACUGGAGGUUUACUGCUAUACUGACCAGAAAUGUAUUUGUGUAGUUUGUUUGGUGGGUCAGCACAGUGGACAUAAAACAGUCUCAGCUGCAGCAGAAAUGACAAAAAAACAGGAGGAACUGAAAAUAAAGCACAGAGAUUUUGUACAAAAAACCAACAACAUUCACAUGGAGAUUCAGCAGUUUAAGACAGCUGUGGUCUCUCAUAAGCACUCUGCACAGGCAGCAGUGGCAAACAGUGACAGGAUUUUCAGUGAGCUCAUCUGCUCUAUUCAGAAACGACAAGCUGAGAUGAGAGAGAUGAUCAGAGCUCAGGAGAAGAAAGAAGUACAAAAUGCAGAGAAUCACAUACAAAAAUUGGAGCAAGAGCUCAGUAAUCUGAAGACGGGCAAGUGUAAACUGGAGCCACUUUUACAUACAGACGAUUACAUUUACUUCUUUCAGAAUUACACUUACUGUUCUACAUUAUAUCCAUUCACAACCUCACCCUGGAAUGUCAAUGACCUCCUGACAUUUGAGAAUGUAGAAAAGUCUGUCUCAGAGCUGAAAAGCCAACUGGACAAAUUCUGUGAAGAGCACAUAGGCAAAAUAUCACAGAAAGUUGCUGAUGUCCAAAUACUCCAAAACGUGUUCAAGAGCUAUCCACAAAGGACUCCGGUAUUAAUUCUGGAAGAUGUGGAACUUGAUGAGGAAAUUGAUAUGUCAUUAAUACAUUUUCUAAACCUAAAAAGGAGCUAAAUGGAGCUAAAUGGAAAGAUGUGCGGUAUUGAGUAUCGAUUGAUUGAGUGUGACAGCAACCAGGUAGAUUAUGGUAUAUCAUAUUAGUAUAAUUAGUAAUAUGGCUUUAAAACUGUUACUCAGUUGCUCAGUAAAUCUGUGUUGUGAAUAAUUCUAAGAAAUAUUUUGAACAAAACUAUAACUAUAUAUAUAUAUAUAUAUAUUGAUAUAUAUAUAUUGAUAUACAUAUUGAUUAAUUGAGCUACAAUCUAUGUUCGGAGAAGCCAUAGAAAUGGUGUUAGUUGGAAUUCAGCAUUCUAUUUCUUUGUCAUAGAUGUAAACAAAUCCUUAUUUGUCCAAAGAUCAACUGUGAUUGUAAUAAAAUGUAUUGUUUUUGUUGUGUCUUUAAUUUUUGUGAUAGCCAUACACAAGUUAGUUCUAUAAGGGAAUG